GUCGCAAACUCGCUGACAAUAUAUUUGUGACGGACUUGUCCUCCGUCGCAAAUCUGAUGAAGGUUUUUGUGACGGAUUUUUUAUCCGUCGCAAAAUCGUUGACAAGGAAUUGUGACGGAAUUUUGUCAAUCGCAAAAGUUAGUGACGGAUACUGUUUCCGUCGCAAAGUAUCAAAUUCAUCCCAACAAAAAUUAUACCCAUAUUGAUAUUGUUUUUAAUGUAAGUAUGUAACACCCAAUCUCCUUAUCCAGAAUCCUGUCCAAUCCGAUUCAGCGUACCUUCAUCCUUCAAGAUACUAUGAUGAUGAAGAUGAUGUCUUCUUCUCUUCACUCAGUUUGAAACCAACCUUAUCAUCAUCAUCAUCAUAAAAAUGACAACAGUUUCCACCAAAUUCCUACCUCACACACUCCCCUUCACACUCCAACAAACCAACCCCAUUUCCCUUGUUUCUUGCUCCCUCCCACUUCUCCAUCAAGGUAGCAGCAUCAGCAUCACCACCACUAGCACCACCACCGUGUCCUCUGAUACUACAAAGCCCAAUAAUCUCGACUUCAGAGACACCCAUUUGAUGAAAGUCCUCACCCGUUCCUGCAAGGCACGCAUGUACAACGAAUCACUCUACUUUCUCCGCCGCAUGGUCAGCAAGGGUUACAAACCUGAUGUUGUAAUCUGCACCAAGAUCAUCAAGGGGCUGUUUGGUUCCAGACGAAUUGACAAAGCUGUUGGGGUCAUGGACAUUUUGGAGAAGCACGGUGAGCCUGAUGUGUUCGCUUACAAUGCGGUGAUUAGCGGAUUCUGCAAAGUUGAUCGAAUUGAUUCUGCGUACCAGGUGCUCGAUAAAAUGAAGCAGAGAGGGUUUGAGCCUGAUGUUGUCACUUACAAUAUUCUCAUUGGGAGUCUUUGUUCCAAGGGGAAGCUUGAGUUGGCUUUCAAGGUUUUGGAUCAGUUGUUGAAGGAAAAGUGCAAGCCGACCGUUGUUACUUAUACUAUUUUGAUAGAAGCUACCAUUUUGAAGGGUGGUGUUGAUGAUGUUAUGAAGCUUUUGGAUGAGAUGAUAGAGAGUGGUUUACGACCUGAUAUGUUCAUUUUUAAUGCAGUUGUCAGGGGUAUGUGCAGAGAAGGGUUAGUGGAUCGUGCUUUUGAGUUCAUUAGAUACAUAAGUGCCAAGGGUUAUGCUCCGGAUGUGAUAUCUUAUAACAUUCUGUUGCGAGGGCUUCUGAAUCAAGGGAAAUGGGAAGAUGGAGAGAAAUUGAUGUCUGAUAUGCUUUCAAAAGGUUGUGAGCCAAAUGUUGUGACUUACAGCAUUUUGAUUAGUUCGUUAUGUCGUGAUGGCAAAGUUGAGGAGGCGGUGAGUUUGUUGAAGGUUAUGAAGGAACAGGGGUUGACCCCUGAUGCUUAUAGCUAUGAUCCUUUGAUUGCGGCAUUCUGCAAAGAGAGUAGGGUGGAUUUGGCGAUAGAGUUCUUGGAAAGCAUGAUCUCUGAUGGUUGCUUGCCGGAUAUUGUUAACUACAACACAAUUUUGUCCACUCUGUGCAAGAAUGGAAAAGCUGAUGAGGCUUUGAAGAUCUUUGAGAAGCUGGGCGAAGUGGGUUGUCCUCCAAAUGUGAGUUCAUACAACACAUUGUUCAGUGCACUCUGGAGUAGCGGGCACAAAAUUAGAGCCCUGGGGAUGAUUUUGGAGAUGUUAAGCAAAGAUAUUGAUCCUGAUGAGAUCACUUAUAAUUCACUCAUAUCUUGUUUGUGCAGAGAUGCAAUGGUGGAUCAGGCCAUUGAGUUGUUAGUGGACAUGGAAAGUAGUGUGUACCAACCUUCAGUUAUUAGUUACAACAUUGUUCUUCUUGGAUUGAGCAAAGUGCACAGAAUCUCCGAUGCCAUUGAGGUGUUAGCUGCGAUGGUUGACAAAGGGUGUCGGCCAAAUGAAACUACUUACACAUUGUUGGUUGAAGGGAUUGGUUAUGCUGGCUGGCCAGAUGAUGCUAUGGAGCUAGCUAUUUCCCUUGUUGAUAUGGACGCGAUUCCUCAACAUUCAUUCAAACGCUUGUACAAAACAUUUCCCGGGCUUGAUGUGCCCAAAGAGUUCAUUUUAUCAGAUUAAGAACACUCUUUGCUUUGGCUCAAAGGACUCAAUAAUAUAAAAGCCUUGGCAUAGAGGAUCCAUGAUGAACCUUUUGUUUUGUUCAAUUCUUUAAAUAGUCGCCGACUAUUCACUAGUUAUAGCUUUUGGUUUGGAGUUUAAAGUCCAGGUGAAUAGUGUGUUUGGGGGUGACACACAAUCCUAAGUAGGAUAGAUAAGUCCAGAAGUGAUUAUAGAGUUUCUCACCGCAGAACCAAACACACCAGAAGUCAAUCAGAUAGUUCAUACUAUUGUUUAUGAUGAUUCCAUUGCCGGGGUCUGUGUUUGUUGUGCAUUCUUGACGGCAAAGAAGAUUGUAUUUCCCAAUGCCAUAUUGGAUUGACUUACUUUGGUUUUUUGCUGGGAAAGACGUCCAAGCCAUGCUUGUUGAAAAAUGAAAAGUUCCUAUCUUUGUAGCUUCUAUCCAAAAGUGGUCUGGGAUUUUUCCAACAGGAAACCACACAUGUACUUAGAAGAUAGACGGUUGCCAACGGGGAAAAGAAUGACUUUGGUCCUUUUGAUUUCCCUCCAACUCAGGGAAUAAUUGGUUUUGAUUGUACAUUGUAUAGUGAAGUAGGGGCCGUAGAGGAGAUUAUAAAGGAUUGAGAUUUUCUAUUUCCAAAUGGUGUCUUAUUUCAUGUCACAGGCACAGCCAAUAAAAAUGUUAUGUCAAUUAAAAGAACACUGACAUUUAUUUUUUGAGUUUAAUGGAUGUGCAUUGUAUUCUUUAUACCGUCAUCUAAUUAUUGUAUGUCACGUAGGAUAAAUACUUAUAUUCUUCAUUUAUUUUAAUCUAUAUACACUACAAAGAGAGUUGCAAAAACGCAACUGUUCCUUUACUGUUCAUUUUAGGGAUUUUAUUCCAUGCUUUGUUGGUCCAUGAUAACUUGUGGUGUGAUUUCUUUUUUCUCCUUUAUCUGAUUAUGUUGUCCAUGUUUUUCUACUUUUCUGAACAUGAUGAGGUUUUGCCUGAAUUUCACUUUUCUUUUCUCAUGCUACUACUUUUUCAAUACCUGAUUAUACUUUUUUGCACGGAGGAGUAUACUUUGCCUCAAUUUCCCUAUACAAGGCACUCCAAUUGAACCUCUCUCUACUUUCCAGCAGGUUCCGGCCUCUCAUGGUCACACUACAGGUAAUGCAAAACCCUAAACCCAAAAUUCAGUUGUUCAUCGUUUUCUAUUACCCAAAGCAGUUCACCUCCGGAGUGUCGCUCCAGGUUCCCCAAUUCUUAUAGUACAGCUCAGAAAGAACAUGGGUUUUGGUUAUCCAUUUCAGUUUAUGCCUAUUGAUGUUUGCCUCCGCAACAUGGUUUACUGGUCAAUAGCAUUCAUAUGCAAUUAAGCACGAUUUAAUAUCAUUCAAAUGCAUAUUAUGCUUAUGCUGUGAUUUUGUAUUGCUGUUUAUCGUUUUCUAUUGCUCAAAGCAAUUCACCUUCAGGAAAGCAGGUUGCAAAUUCCUCACUUCAUUCUCUUGGACCUGGGAAUCCACUGUUUGACAAUUAACUUAUACCACACUUAACUUCGUUCAAUGGGAGGUUCUGGCAUGCUGAUAUUGGCAAUAACAUGGAUGCAAGAUUUGCUUCAUCCUUCCUGGAUGAGUUCAAGAACAGUAAGGCCAGAUCUUUUGAACUUUCAAAUAUCGUUGACCAUGUGCUUCAAUUCAGGUAUGAAUCUUGCACCUCCACUGUUGUUUCCAUUUUCAUGCGUCUGAUUUCAUAAUCCCUAACAUUAUGCAGCACUGUCAAUAUGGUAGCCGCUUUAUUCAGUAGAAAUUAGAACCAGCUUCUGCAGAAGAGAAGACCAAGAUGUUUCCUGAGAACAUUCCUCAUGCUUGUGCCUUGAUGACUGAUGUCUUUGGCAAUUAUGUUAUACAGAAAGUACAAUUAGUUUCUGCUACGGAGUACUGCCAUAAAUAUGCUCUUUUUAUUUUGUCAGUGAUAGUAGAAUUUCAUGCUUCACAUUGAACUUUUGCAUUUUUUUCAGCAUAGUACACAGAAAGUCAAAGAAAGGAGUUAGCCAGCCAACUUGCAGGUCAUGUUUUACCUCUUAGUCUGCAAAUGUAUGGUUGCAGAGUGAUUCCGAAGGUGACUUCUGAAGCCUUUUAUUCUCAUUUUAUUCCCUGUACACGUGCAUCAACUCAUGCACGACUCUUAAAAUCUCAUUUCUUCAAUUUUGCAUAAUAUGGUUUUUGUUAAAACGAUGUAAGCUUGCUUAAAUAUUUAGUAAAUAAUGGAACACUUGAGAUAUUCUUGUGUAUUACUUUCUACUUGCUGCAGUACUGAAUUUUGUUGGUUUUAUUUCAUAUUGUCUUGUGGUUAUUGACCAUACUUAUAAGUUACAAGGUUUAAGCAUCCAUAGGUUUAGUCAUUUGGAUUUUAACAUGAAUUGGUUUAGUUCAAAUUUGCUUUAUAUUGAAUAUUGAUAAAUACUUGUUGCAUCCCUAACAUGGAAUUUUGGUUUCUGGGAUGGUUUUCUAUUUUUUUGUUGGCUGAAAGUUUUCUGCAGACAUUGAAGUUUGUAGGUCUCAGCUUUAUCUUUGUUCCGUUCGACUUAUUCUCAACAUAGUAUAUGCGGAUCGACACAGGGAUUAGUUACUGGUUAUUUGUGUUUUGACAGCAAUGACAGAUGGUGAAUGACAUUUUUGGUAAUUCUCAGGACAAAAGACUUCACAUUUGGUGAUAGAAAACAAAAAAUAUGUUAAGAAGGUGCUGUUGUCAAAACCUACAGCACUGAAAUCCCAAAUAUCUGGCCUUGUGCUUCUUGAGAUGCACAUCUUCUGCCUUGGGAAUCUGUACAAGACUUCCAAUCCAUGGCCAACCUAAUACAGGAAACGCAAAAGAACCUCUACUUCCUUCAGAUUGAUCAGAGUUCCUUGAUUCAGCAGAUACCAUCCCACCACAGUCUUCAAUUCCCUCAUCCUUGCAUACAGUGCUUGUGUUGUCACUGUGUUUCUCUCUACUCGUGUGUACCAUCUUCUUUCCAUGUCCUCUCCAUAACAAUCUUGUUCGUGUUCUUCACUAUCAUUUGGUCUUUUCACAGAUAUGUUCUGAUUGCUAACUUUUUUUGCACCCUCACCAUAUAUUUCAACUUACUAUUCAGAGGCUUUGAAUUUUUAUGCAUUCCAUUGAGACCUCUCAUGAGAUUCUCUGACUUGACACUUGUCUCAUCUUUCGCUGCACCAAAUGCCUCAUUCUCUUCAAAGCAGAAUAUUAUGUAAUCUUCAUACAGAGAGUGUCCAGGUUGAACCAUCAGUCCUAUUUCCAACUAAAACCCCAUGUUUUUCUUUUACCAUUGGUUUAUUUAGUUGUGUGUUGCUGUUGUUGCAUUUUUUGCUUGGUCUUGACAAAGUGUUGGUGUGGAUAAUGUUAAACCUUUUGUGGUUUCUCUUGUCAAAGGCCAAAUUUCUCACUGGCUCACAAAGGGCUGAAGCAACUUUUUGUUUUCGAUUCUUCACUUUUUUUAUCAUUUUAGUUUCUUUAUUCAUUCUUUUGCUGCAUCACCGUAGGUAUGCUUCUUAACUUCUGCAUUGAGGAGUUCAUCAAUCUUUUAAUGAGAGGAGAACCUCUUGAAUCUGGUAAUGUCACUUCAUUUAAUCCAUAAGCAUCAUCAUCAUCAUUGGUAAGUGGCAACCCCUUUCUCAUUAUUUAUCUAUAUCUCUCAAGGCCUGCCAAUCUGCCAUGUUAAUGUUUACUUUGAUGAUGUGGAAUAGAGAAAAUCUAUUUAUUCUCUUAUAUCUGAAUACAGACCUAUACCAGGUUGGGAAAUAAGCAUGACAAUUUGGUAUUGUUGUUGCAUAUUUGCUUCGUUUCAUGAGUAUAAGGGUGCUGAAAAUUUGGGUCUUGAUUACUGUUUGUCACUAAUUUUCUCAUAGGUUGCUGAUCUUUUGUAUUUUUGGUAUUGGAAAGGUCUAUGUGUAAAGAAACUAAUUUUUAUCCAUCUGAUAUAAAGAACGAAUUGCCCUAGGAAAUUACUUCGGUCAUUGGUGGCUAAAAUUUGGAAUUAUGAUUGUAUCUGUAGGACUAAUAAUCCAGUGUAUGCUCACUUUGAUGGUCUAACUAUGCCCCCCUUCACAGUUGAAUUUCUUAAGACUCUUUAAAGUUAAAAGCCUUAAAGUCCUGCUUUGCAGAAGACAAGGAUCAUACUAUAUUGCUCAAAAGUUUAGAUUAUAUUGGUCCAAUCAAAUCAUGUUGGCAAGAAACGGUUCUUUGAUAUGGAUAUGGUUGAGAUUGUUGAAAAGAGCAAAGAAAGUUAAAGAGAAGGAAGCUGGUGCAGAACAAGUACAUGAGUGAAGUGAAUUUAAGACUAAAUAUGUAGACAAAACCAUGAAUUUAGUUGCUAAUACUUUUGUAAGUUUUUAUUUUUAUUUUGUAAAUGCGGUAACUUUUUAAUUUCUCAGGUAAAGGAUGAGAUUGAUUUGGCUAGGAUGGGCGAUUGAUAAGUUGCUUCUCUUUCUUCAUUUUAUUUUGCAGGUUGCCAAUUUUUGUCAUGAUGAAUCCGGUUGCCAUUUCAAUCCUGCCUUAAGAACUUCUUAUAAAUUAUAAUCCUCCCUUGAUAAUUGGUCGCAUGUAUAUAUAUUGAUAUUGUUCUGAUUCGCAAAUUCAUGAAAUGUAAAGAGUUUUCACGUC
This is a messenger RNA of Lotus japonicus, 6737 nucleotides long. RefSeq names its product pentatricopeptide repeat-containing protein At3g04760, chloroplastic-like. Lineage: Eukaryota; Viridiplantae; Streptophyta; Magnoliopsida; Fabales; Fabaceae. The coding region runs from base 371 to 2095 and encodes 574 amino acids. The transcript is spliced from 3 exons. Gene Ontology annotation, molecular function: protein binding. The record is from RefSeq and is a predicted model, not a curated record.